UCCACCUCUGCUAUUGCAGGUCACUAAGUUACACCAUCCCAUUCAGAUGACUGUCCAGAUGCUUUCUGAAUGCCUCUAGUGAGGCAGAGUGCACAACUUCCUUAGGUAAUAGGUUUCCCAGGUUUCUAUAGAGUAUUCCAUUCCAGCAUGUCCCUUCUUCCUGGUCAUAAGGCCUAAAAUCUUGCUUUUUGAAGGAAGAAAGGAAGGAAAGUUGAAAUUCUUAGAAAGCUGAACAGAGAGGUUGAUAGCACACUGAACAGUUUUUCUGCACUUCUGUGGAACUGUGGCUUAUACAUAGCCCUGAACAGAGAGCAACAGAGAGCUGCCUAGAGUCCCAGUCACUAGAAAUAGGCAGGGUAUAAAUAUAAAUAUAAUGGUGACCAUCUUCAGACCUUUUUGACUCCUGUGAUUUUGCCAAAUUUAUUUGCCUAACUAUAGCUGAAAUUAGUUGAUGUGUGCUCCCUGUGAAGUCAGGAGCAAUUGAAUGUCAGGGGUUAAGGGCCAGUUGCUGUAUUAAUCUUCUCUUUUUGCAUCUUUAGUUCUUAAGCGAGCAAAAACACAAACUGACGGAAGUUGCAAGCUAGAAGGCAACUAUGACACAGAGGACGCGAUGUGGGAAUGCCAUAUUUUCACAUUUUUUGGUGUCAGAACGUCAUCUGAUUGUGGAUAUUGUGAGAGGAAGUAAAAAAAUGAGCCACAUGGAGGAGAACUUUAGCCCUGAGGAGGCUAGAUCACAACUUGUGACCAAAAGGAAGCUCCUUAAGAUGUUGAGCUUAAGUCCUGGGCACAGCCAAGCACGUGGCACAGAAGUACGGGAGAAGAAGAUCCCUUCCAUGACGUGGCCAGUGAAACCAGUGCAUACCAUCAAGAAGCGCAAAGCCUUUUUGGUCCACCGGGGUACCCAGACAGAAGAGAUCCCUGAUAUCUGCAUUGAAUGUGGCAAAGUCUUCAUCCAGAACUCAAGCCUGAUCAACCCAUGGCCAGUCCAGCCUGACGAUAAACCACACAAAUGCUCUGAGUGUGGAAAAAGCUUUUCUGUCCGUUCCAGCCUGAAUAGACACCAGAGAAUCCACACAGGAGAGAAACCUUACAUAUGCCUCGACUGUGGCAAGCGGUUCAACGACAAGUCAAAUCUAACUCAGCACCAGCGCAUCCAUACAGGAGAGAAGCCCUACGAGUGUAUCGAUUGUGGCAAGAGCUACAGCCGCAGCUCACACAAGAAGAAGCACCUGAAAGACUCCCCAGAAGAGCAGCAAGAUGCUUGCGUCCAGGGGGAUGUUGCUGACCCCAGCAGCAUGGGCGAGAAGCCCAAGGCAAAACAGAAAGCAGAAGUGCUGAAUACCUGUACGGAAUGCUUGCGGAGCUUCAGCCACAAUGCUGACCUCAUCAAACACAUGCGCAUCCACACCGGGGAGAAACCCUACAAGUGCAACAUCUGUGAGAAAAGCUUCAAUGUCAGCUCCAACCUCUUUAGACACCAGAGAAUCCACACGGGUGAGAAGCCCUAUGUGUGCUCCGAGUGUGGGAAUUGCUUCACUGACAAAUCAACCCUGGUCCAGCACCACCGGAUCCACACUGGGGAGAAACCUUAUGCAUGCCGGUUCUGUGGCAAAUGUUUCAGCCACAGUUCCCAUCAUAAGAGACAUGAGAAGAUUCACAACAGAGAGAAUCCCUUAUUUGCCUAUCCCAUCCCAUUCCCGUCACCUCCACAGAGAGCCGCAGGGCUGGAAGAGGCACAGUGUUGGUCAGGGGGAGCUGAGUCUUUGGUGGCCACAGCUGGGAUGCCUCCCAAGAAGAGCAAAAUCAUUCCCAGUAGAAAGAACUUAGUGGGCAAGCAUGCCGGAGGAGAGAGGAAGAGAAAGAACACGUACAAGUCAGAAUGGCCGUGCCGCAGCCCUCUGCCGGAGGAGCAAGACCUGGGCCGGAAGGCAGCAGUGGUAGCUGAGCAAAAAGAGGUGCCGUGCCCACGGCAAGCCGCUUCCACCAAGGGGAUGCGCUCCAACCUGUGCUCGGAGUGUGGGAAGAGCUUCCUGCACAGUUCGGAUCUGGUGAACCACCAGCGCAUUCACAGUGGGGACAAGCCCUUUGUAUGUACGGAGUGUGGGCGGAGCUUCCGGCAGAGCUCCACGCUGAUCACCCACCAGCGCAUCCACACCGGCGAAGCGCCUUAUGCAUGCGGCUACUGUGGCAAGCGCUUCCGCGUCAGCUCCAACUUUGUCCGGCAUCGGCGCAUCCACACCGGAGAGAAGCCGUAUUCAUGUUCCAUUUGUGCCAAGAACUUCACAGACAAGUCCACGCUGACCCAGCAUCAGCGCACGCACACCGGGGAGAAACCGUAUCGCUGUGCCGACUGUGGCAAAAGCUUCAGCCGCAGUUCCCAUCAUAAACGGCACCUGCGCCACCCACCCACCCGCGGCCACCCCCACUGUGCCCACCGGCCACUUCUACCUCCUGAUGGCAGCAAUGACAAAGCCGCCACCAUCAAGGAAGCGAGGGCCAAGAAGUGGGCAUUUGUGGCUCCCGCCACUGAGCCAGUCACAGAGGUCCCCAACACAUGCGCCAUGUGCUGGCAGAGUUUCAGCCAGAACUCAGACCUGGUCAAGCACAUGCGCAUCCACACGGGGGAGAAGCCAUUCUGCUGCAGUGCCUGUGGCAAACGUUUCAGCGUCAGCUCCAACCUCACGCGACACCAGCGCAUCCACACGGGAGAGAAGCCCUACGCUUGUGACACCUGUGGCAAGCGCUUCACGGACAAGUCGACGCUGACACAGCACCAGCGAACGCACACGGGCGAGAAGCCCUAUGUGUGCGUUUACUGUGGCAAGAGCUUCAGCCGCAGCUCCCAUCACAAGAGGCAUGAGCGCACGCACGCCUCGAGCACCGUCCUUCCCCUCUGGCACUACCCCUGCUCAGAGGCUUUCUAGCACCGGCACAGGAACAGCCAGCCAGCAAAGGUGGGCAACCGCAGUGGUGAAGACAGGCCCAAGCACACAGCUACGAAGCGCCAGAAAAACACUGCACCUACCGUCUUCACUAAGCCUAGAAGACCAGCAGUGGAUUAUGGGAGUUCUGGCAGCAGUAGAUAUCCUCAACUUUUGUCACUGGGUUAUGAACUGUAGGGAGAAAAGAUGCCCUCUUGCUUUUCCCCUUUCUUAAUUUAUUCAUUUUUCAAUUUCAUCCAUGAAGAUUAGCUUCUAAAAUGUAUAUUUCUGGCACAGAUCUUGUCAGUGUGGAACUGUACGUGAAAUGCUGCAAGGACAGGCUUCCCUGGUCUGCAGAUGGAGACGGGGUCUGCCCCACAUGACAGCCCAUUGGGGGUCACUAGCCGCGAGACUUGUCGUAUUGUCUGAACUAGCCCACAUCCCACAGUGUAGUUUAUUUUUUGGCAACAAGCCAGCCUGGCAGCCCAUGGACUGCUCUAGAGAUUGUCUGACCCACAAUGGAUGUUCAUGUUGUGUGAACCUCCUGAGCAAGAGCGGCAAACCCCUCUUGCUGCUCUUUGCAAUUUUGCUUGAGCUGCCACCACUGCAUUGAUGAGCAAGUGGCACUUUGGAGCAGAUUCGCCUCUUCUUCUUCUUUUCAGCCCCAGAAAUAUGCACAAACGUAUUUAUGAUUUUCUUUGUAAAUGUUGUCAGUCUUUUGGAGGUGCACAAAUACUAUAGAAGUGCGUGCUCCAAAAAGGAUCCCUGAGAAGGCCAGGGUAGUUUGUAUCUCUGCUUUCUGGAGGAGCUAGAGCCUCAGGGAAGUGCUGGAAAUGGGAAGAACCCUGACAUCUGUCAGUUCAGCACUUAAAAUCAAGAAGAUCACAUUGACAGGGCUGUGAUCUUGUUCCCAUUCCUAUUGGGUGCACCUAUGUUUGCUGCUUCCCCCAUUUACUAGUUCUUUUCAAUUAACGGCUAGGGAAUCAAUGCGACUUUGUGCAAAUUUACCUAUAAGCAGCCUCACCUUGUCCAUCGGUCACCUGUUAUACUUCCCCACUCCCUGUGACAGCUGAAGCAGACAAGAAAAUUGACCAGGAAAGGCUUCACUUACCAGACAGCUGUAAGUGCGCCUCUCUACACUUGCAAAA
This is a messenger RNA of Varanus komodoensis (Komodo dragon), 4069 nucleotides long. RefSeq names its product zinc finger protein 271-like. Bases 594 to 2924 code for a protein of 776 amino acids. The transcript has 4 exons. Gene Ontology annotation, biological process: regulation of transcription by RNA polymerase II. Gene Ontology annotation, molecular function: DNA-binding transcription factor activity, RNA polymerase II-specific; RNA polymerase II cis-regulatory region sequence-specific DNA binding. The record is from RefSeq and is a predicted model, not a curated record. NCBI's taxonomy places the organism in Eukaryota, Metazoa, Chordata, Lepidosauria, Squamata, Varanidae.